GCAGCUCUCGCUCCAGUCACUCUUUAAACCUAGGUAUUCAUCCUUGUUCUAACCACACUUCCUCCUAACACGCCCGAACUUCCACCGACUCGAGAAGCCUCAUUCUCUCCUGAAUCACAUCUCUUGCUCACUUUGGCUUCGCUGACACGCUGGACACGGCAUCGCGAUGCCCUUCGAGUCGCAUCUCGCCUUGGACCUCGUCUGAAGCCUUUGCAUAAUCGCUUGAUCCCGCCUUUCUUUCGUUCAGCGUGUGUCGGUCCUCUUCGUCGUAGAUAUUGCGUCUACUUUCGACGACUUCGCAGGUAUAGGAUCCAUCGCCAGGACGGUUCUGCUUCACCGCUUUCGUUCAGCACUUCACGGUGAAUGAGGAUCUGAGGCUCGAGCAGAUGGCGCAAUACUCGCCGCACCCUGCAGCGGAGCAGAACUACGACACCCUGUAUUCCACCGCCAGCGGUGCUCAGCAACUCGUGGAUGCGCAAGGCCAAUUUCAAUUCAAUGCCAUGAACCAGUCCGCCUAUCCCAAGGUCGAGUCAGCAGCCAACGGUCAACCACCCUCGUCAACUACGACGCAUACCUUCAUACAUCACCUACCGCCGCAAAACACAUUCGACGCGCAGCAGUCAGCUCAACAUGCCUCACAGCUGGCCAUUCAGCCGCAGCUAGAUGAUGCCUCGAUGACGACAGCCGAUCCGCAGGCCGCUCUCGACCAGAGUCAGAAAAUCGUUCGCCUCCGCAAAGCAUGUGAUGGGUGCAGUAUCCGGAAGGUCAAGUGUGACGAAACCGGCCCACCGUGCCGCCCAUGUGCGGCCCUCAAUAUACCCUGCACGUGGUCAAGACCGGUACGACGCAGAGGACCUCCGAACCGACACGCCGAAGCCAUCAAGCGCGCCCGAGUCGAAAGUUUCGCCGAUCCGUCCUUCUUUGACCGGGAAUCAUCACCGGCUUCCCCAACUCAUGCAGCACAAGCACUCGCAGCGCUAUCAUCACAUGCACACAAACCAUCUGCUGAGUCGAUUUGUUCCAUCUCCAAAUUAAACCCCUUGAUCGACGACUUCUUCACCUACAUCCACCCUCUCUACCCAUUCCCGCACGAACCCAGCUUUCGUGAAGCAUGGAAGCGAAGAGAAGACCUCUCGAAUGCCGCAUUCCUCUCUCUUCUCGCUUCCAUGGUCGCCGCAUUGGUGUCUUCCUUCCCGAGAAAACCUCGUCUCCACCUCACGGCUCGCAGGAGAGAUGCCAACUUCCCAAAAGAUCUCGACCUCAUCACGCGAUGUCAGAAAGUCUGCUUGGUUGCGAGAGGUCCGGGCUUCCUGGACAGCGAUACCCUGAGCGUUUACGAUGCUGCUACGAGCUACUUCCUUGGACUUACCGGUCUCCAUACACAUAGAUGGCGCCAGUCGCGGUUGUAUUUUGGCGAAUGUCUCACCAUCCUCCGCGCUCUCGGUCUCCACAAGGAGCAAGAUCAGUCAUACACCAUCCUGGGCUCGUUGCCGUCUGCACUUGGCUCAUACGGCAUCAAAGCCCAAGGCACAAGAGGGCAGCAGAUCGAUAACAUCACCCUAGAAAUGAGUCGACGCUUGUUUUGGACGAUCUUCAGCACAGUGAGGAGCAUGCAACAGCUUGGAGCGGACUUUGAUGAGCUCAUCAUACCACCACCCACCCCCAGCCAACCUUACCCACCUCUUCCUGCCGAGGUGGACGACUUUUGCGUCUUCCCAACCCACAAUGAGCCGCAGCCCGCGGGCUACCUCCCCUUCACAGCUGCAUUCAACGCGAAUGUGAAAUGUUUUCGCGCCUACGAUGCCCUUGCGAGUAUAGACAUGGCCUGGGGCAAGAACUCCGUGGCUGAGCGAGAGCGGCAAGCUGGACUACUCCUCGAGGCUUUGAAAAAGUGCAACGAGCCGGUUCAGAGUCUAUCGCAGCGUGAUAGCGAGGAAUUUCAAGAUGGUCUUUCGAGUAGCAACGGCGCGGCCAACAGUAGGCAGAGCAUGGGCUCUCAGCCUCACUUUCCGCGAGAUCCGGCCUCGUCUCUGCAAGGCGAAUCGUUGCCCAGCGAUGAUCAGGAGGCGGCGAAGCAACGAAGACGCUUGCAGCAUGCAAUACAAAGGAACAACGUCUAUGCCUCUGCGCUGUCGACGCGCAUAUACAUCGUGAAACGACUCCAGGCGCUGUCCGAAGCCGGUGAACUGGAAGGUGCAGAUCCAGGCAGUGGGAGGAGCCGUGCUAUCGAGGAAAUUGCGCGGAUCGAAGAGACGAAAAGCUUGAUCGGUGAGCUCCUGGCAACGCUGAGCAAUGUUGAGGCGGUCAAUGUGGAGCCGAACGCCGACAACUUUGUAAGUCGAGUCCAUGCGUUCAGGUGGAAGGAGACCUAAUGUAAUGCAGGUGGCCAAACUCCGCACCCUCGCCGCCAUGCUUGUGGAUCUCCUGGAAGAGCCCGAAAGCGACCUGGCAAAGCGCCUUCGAGACAGCGUCACUGGCUUUCUCCGAGGCUUGCUUCGCCUGGAGAG
Molecule: messenger RNA, 2507 nt
Organism: Neohortaea acidophila
Lineage: Eukaryota; Fungi; Ascomycota; Dothideomycetes; Mycosphaerellales; Teratosphaeriaceae
Exons: 2
Coding region: 387-2372 (661 amino acids)
Biological process (GO): DNA-templated transcription; regulation of DNA-templated transcription
Molecular function (GO): zinc ion binding; DNA-binding transcription factor activity, RNA polymerase II-specific; DNA binding
Source: RefSeq, a predicted model, not a curated record